This is a messenger RNA of Micropterus dolomieu (smallmouth bass), 2839 nucleotides long. It is a transcript of the gene plppr3b, whose product is annotated as phospholipid phosphatase related 3b. Bases 212 to 2425 code for a protein of 737 amino acids. Lineage: Eukaryota; Metazoa; Chordata; Actinopteri; Centrarchiformes; Centrarchidae. The record is from RefSeq and is a predicted model, not a curated record. Gene Ontology annotation, molecular function: phosphatidate phosphatase activity. Gene Ontology annotation, biological process: phospholipid dephosphorylation; phospholipid metabolic process; signal transduction. The transcript has 8 exons.
CGGUCGCAGAUCUGCGUUAUUUCAGGGAGAACGGAGCCUAAAUCGGGACUCACGGAACCAGAACCGGUACUAAUACCUAGCCGCUGUAACCCGGGACAACCAGGCAGGUGUGUCCGGUGUAACGGCACCGUUAGCGGGUCCGGUUCUGCUGCUGCUGGAGGAUCAAACGUGACAGGAAUCAAAGCGGAUCGAUGGUCUGAGGUUGGUCAGGAUGAUGAUGAACUCUGAGAAGAUGAAGAAGAAACCUCCAAAGGACAGUCUGACUCUGCUGCCAUGUUUCUACUUUGUGGAGCUGCCCAUCGUGGCUUCUUCUAUGGUGUCUCUGUACUUCCUGGAGCUGACCGACGUGGUCCAGCCGGCCCAGGUGGGGUUCCGCUGCCGCGACAGGGAGCUCAGCAUGCCGUACGUGGACGGAGGAGACGAGCUGAUCCCGCUGCUGAUGCUGCUGAGCCUGGCGUUUGCCGGACCCGCUGCCUCGAUCAUGCUGGUUGAAGGUCUCGUCUACUGCCUGCAGUCCAGACUGAAGCUCCGCAGACCCGAAGGAAGCAUCAACGCAGGAGGCUGCAACUUCAACUCCUUCCUGAGGAGGACGGUCCGCUUUGUGGGUGUGCAUGUGUUUGGUCUGUGUGCGACGGCUCUGGUCACUGACAUCAUCCAGCUGUCGACAGGUUACCACGCCCCGUUCUUCCUCACCGUCUGUAAACCUAACUACACUCUUGCCGGAGUCUCCUGCGACAGAAACGCCUACAUCACAAAAGACAUCUGCUCGGGACAUGACCAGCACGCCAUCAUGGCUGCCAGGAAAACAUUCCCUUCUCAGCAUGCAACUCUGUCUGCCUUCGCUGCUGUUUAUGUUUCUAUGUAUUUUAACUCGACCAUCUCCGACAGCACCAAGCUGCUGAAACCCGUCUUGGUUUUUGCCUUCGCCAUCGCAGCGGCGCUGACGGGUCUGACCCAGAUCACGCAGCAUCGCAGCCAUCCCAUCGACGUGUACGUGGGCUUCCUCAUCGGAGCCUUCAUCGCUGCUUAUCUGGCUUUUCAUGCCGUUGCCAACUUCAAGUCCUCUGAUGACAUCUCUUCAGUCCCGCCUCCCUUGCCCCCUAAGGAGGACCCUCUGCGAGCGCUGACAGAGCGGGGACAUGAGUCCGUCUACCACAAGGGCCCCGCCUCCGCCUCAGAGAGUAACGAUGAGAUAGCAGCAAAUCCGGCCCCCAUUGACCGGCUGGAGAGCCUGGGGCCCAUGCAGAGGGAGAAGGACUCAAUGGGGAGCCUGAAGAGGGCCAGCGUGGACGUGGAGCUGCUGGCUCCUCGCAGCCCUAUGGGGAAGGAGACCAUGCUGACCUUCAGUAACACACUGCCGAGAGCUAGCAUGAAUGUUAACGGGGUGCUGGGGGCAAACCCAGGACCGGAGGAUCUCGUGCAGCCGGUGCAGCCGGUGCAGCGGCGUCUGAAGGCUGUGCAGGUUCCCAUGGACCCGAUGCGUUCGCAGCAGCUGGUGUCAGAGUGGAAGCAGAAGUCCAUAGAGAUGAGAGGCCUGAACGUCCGGGACGAGGUGGACCGUGAGGACGGCUCUGAGGGGGGCUCUGAGUUGGGCUCUGUGGGGACAGAUGAGGGGGGGUCUCAGGUCCCCAUCUACCAGCCCACAGUGCAGUCUGGGAGGGCAGCCUCUAGUCGCAACCCCACACCACCUCCUGGGGGCGCUAAAGCUGUGGCAACUCCCAGACCACCCCAGAUCCCUGAAGCAGGACCCCCGCCGGUGUCCCCAAAGAGUGCCCUGACCCGGGCCAAGUGGCUCGCCAUCCGAGAGAAAACGAGCGGAGAGGGGUCAGCCCGCGGUGCCACCAACCAGCCACGACUCAUGCAGGUCAUCGCCAUGUCGAAGCAGCAGGGCCUCCUCCCCUCCUCCUCCUCGGGGGAGAAAACCUCUGAGACCACCUCCACCUGCUCCGGCACCUCCUCCACCACUGACUCUCCGCACUAUCGCACACCCUCCGAGCAGCAGAGGGAGGGGUUGGGAAUCAUCACGGUGGAUGCCCACGCCCCUCACCAUCCUGUCGUACAGGCCCCACACCCUCCUCAGGUCCCGACCCUCGCAGGCAACGGUAACCCGUGGGAGUGGGCGGGGGCGUCCAACGCUGGCGACCCGCGAGACACUUAUGACCUCAACAGCCUGAACCGGGGAGACUCCGCCGCCCACGGAAGCAGCUUCAGGCCGCACCGAUCCGCCUCGCCACGUGCCGCAAUUGACCCCGACCUGGCCCUGCCCCCACCUCACCCCCAGGUGGAAAUGUCAGCGGAUACUCAGCGCAGGGAGAUGGCCAUGAGACGCAAGACGGCGCUAGUUCUGUUGGAUCGAGAGAUUCGUAACCAGACUGAACAGGAGAACUAUUACAAGAGCUUGCAGGGACGAAGGUUCAAGGAUUAGUCUCACACCUUUCAAAACAAAAGCCUUAUUUUGAAACUGGUCAGUAACAGCACAGGACCUGGAGCGCAGUGAGGACCAUGAUGCAAUGCAGUUCUUGGGCUUCAUGUGAUGGAAAGUUUCCACCCAUCAGGGUCAGGCUUGAUUCUCUGUGGCUCAACACUCCGGAUAGUUUUCUCUCAAAAUAAAAUGCAUCUGUGUUUUAACAGACACCCAGAUCUCCUGCAGGAUCAGCCCUGUUCAUUUGUCCGAUGGUGCCCACCACAGAGUGGCACAGUGAAAUUUAUGGUAAGAAGAAGAAUUCAAUUUUAAGCAUCUUUCAUGCAACCCAAAGACACUUUACAUACGGAAAACAAGCCAAAACUACACCCACAAAAUGCUCGAGUCUUAGGUGUACAUUUAAAUACAGAAGCUGAC